This is a messenger RNA of Exophiala spinifera, 711 nucleotides long. RefSeq lists its product as uncharacterized. The record is from RefSeq and is a predicted model, not a curated record. The transcript is spliced from 2 exons. The coding region runs from base 1 to 711 and encodes 236 amino acids. Lineage: Eukaryota; Fungi; Ascomycota; Eurotiomycetes; Chaetothyriales; Herpotrichiellaceae.
AUGAAGAUCUCCCAGGUUUUCCGCGUGUCGGCCCAGACUAUGGGCGCGACCUUCAAGAACCAGAUCAGCCAUGGCAUUCCAAAGCCAUUUCGCGCUCCUCCGUCACCAAAAUGGGAUGGCAGGAUGAUGAAGAAGGUGGCUGCCACCACCAAGUCAUCAUUUUGUCGCGUUCCCCUCUCCAACUCUCCAGUCCCGGCCUUUAAGAAGGCGGCUAGACAGACUUGGCGAAACAAGUCUGCUGUCUUCUGGUCCCCACGCCUGGCUUUGGAACAUUGCGUUGAAGGAUUCCAAGAGGUCGUGUGUAGAAAGGGAGAGCCGGUUCACAAGGUUGAACCCGAAAAGAAGUCGGCCGCAGCCUUCUCGCCACCGACCGGCCCUUGUCCAUUCGGGCGUCCUGAGAUAUACUACUCUCCGGGGCUUCAGGGUGGGGAGUCCGUCUGGGCCUGUCCUUGCUUUCGACCGACUCCAAGGACGACAUCCUGGGGCGCAACAGACCACUUGAGACGCCAAGAGGCAAUCAAGGAAGGUCGGCCUUUUCAAUGGCCACCACUCCGGUAUCCAGAACCGGAGCCCGUGCCUGAGGAGGAGAGGUGUGCCUAUUGUCGGGGAUGGGCAACACCUAUGGAUAUCGAUAGCCUAUUGGAGUUGCUUCUGACGCACUCCGUGGGCGCAGAGGACCUCAACCAUGGCGAUCCAAUGGACCUCGACUAG